UUGAUAACUUCCCUCUCAAAUCUGUUAAAAUGCCCUGGCUCUGUGGUUUUACUUCUUCUACAAAAGCUUUUCUCACUUCUCCUUCUCUCGUUUCUUUCUUUCCUACUCCUAAACCCACAUUUCCUCCUUCUUCUCUCUCUGCUUCUAGGUUUCCGAUCACCGUCAGGCUCCUUUCCAGCUUUUCCGCUUCUUCACUAUCCGACGGCAACGAGGACGCUCUCGUCGGAGUUCUCUCUAAUUUUUCCGGUGUGCGAUUGGAGGAGACGGUGCCGAUCGAUUCUGUUAAAGUUAGGCUCGAUUCUUGGAUCUCUUCUCGCGUUAGUGGAAUCAGUAGAGCUCGUGUCCAGUCUAGUAUCCGGUUGGGGCUUGUUAGGGUUAAUGGCCAGGUCGUCGAUAAGGUUUCUUACAAUGUGAAAGCUGGCGACGAAAUCAAUUGCGAAAUUUCCGAGUUGCGACCUUUGAAGGCCGAAGCUGAAAAUAUUCCUCUGGAUAUUGUUUAUGAAGACGAUAGUGUACUAGUUGUUAACAAACCUCCACACAUGGUUGUUCAUCCAGCACCAGGCAAUCCUACGGGCACACUUGUGAAUGGAAUUCUUCAUCAUUGCUCGCUUCCAACAGUUGAAUAUUCCAACCAGGAAUUUCUAUCUGAUGAUGAGGAUGAUGAGCUUAAAAACACCUCUGGAGAUCACAACACAUCUGGAGCAUCGGUUCGUCCUGGAAUUGUGCACAGAUUGGAUAAAGGCACUAGCGGUUUGCUUGUAGUUGCAAAGGACGAACAUUCUCAUGCACAUUUAUCUGAUCAAUUCAAGCUACACACUAUUCAGAGAGUAUACAUUAGUCUUACUUCUGGAGUACCCUCCCCACUUUCUGGACGCAUUGAGGUUCCAAUUGGUCGUGAUUCAAAUAACCGGAUUCGAAUGGCUGCUAUACCAGGAGCAAAUAAUAGUAAACAGGCUCGGCAUGCUGCUAGUAGGUAUAAAGUAAUUGAAAUACUAGCUGGUGGUGGUUCUGCAUUGGUCGAGUGGAGAUUAGAAACUGGUCGCACUCAUCAGAUCCGUGCACAUGCAAAGUACUUGGGAAUUCCUCUGUUAGGUGAUGAAGUGUAUGGAGGGACUAAGAGCAUGGCUUUGUCACUGCUUCGGCCUAGAACUCCCUCUGACAUUCAUGGUCAACUCUUAAAGCUAGUCUCUGGAUUCGAGAGGCCUUCUCUCCAUGCUCUGGCUCUUGGGUUUAAGCAUCCAUACACAGGGAAGAACAUACACUUCACAUGCCAACCUCCUCCGGACUUUGCCAAGAUAUUGGGCCAGCUUCGUAAAAUUAGCACAGUUAAGCCUGCUUAGGAUUGAUUCGGUCUUAUAUUAUGACAAUUCUGAGAUUUGCUCAUAUGCCGUGCCUUGGUGAGCUGGUCCCUAAAUGAAAUGCCUGUUAGCAUUACAUGUUUGGAAAUCUCAU
This is a messenger RNA of Humulus lupulus (European hop), 1452 nucleotides long. Its product is annotated as RNA pseudouridine synthase 2, chloroplastic. Gene Ontology annotation, molecular function: RNA binding; pseudouridine synthase activity. The record is from RefSeq and is a predicted model, not a curated record. Gene Ontology annotation, biological process: pseudouridine synthesis. The transcript has 8 exons. Bases 30 to 1340 code for a protein of 436 amino acids. NCBI's taxonomy places the organism in Eukaryota, Viridiplantae, Streptophyta, Magnoliopsida, Rosales, Cannabaceae.